This is a messenger RNA of Pyrenophora tritici-repentis Pt-1C-BFP, 2817 nucleotides long. Its product is annotated as HflB, ATP-dependent Zn protease. Gene Ontology annotation, biological process: mitochondrial protein processing. The record is from RefSeq and is a predicted model, not a curated record. Gene Ontology annotation, cellular component: m-AAA complex; membrane. Lineage: Eukaryota; Fungi; Ascomycota; Dothideomycetes; Pleosporales; Pleosporaceae. Gene Ontology annotation, molecular function: ATP-dependent peptidase activity; zinc ion binding; metalloendopeptidase activity.
AUGUCGACACUUCUCCGCCGAUCAGGCAACCUAGCGCGACUUUCCCGACCUGUCCUCCGCCUCGACGCCUCGACGAGGGCACCGCGCACAUUACGAGCACCAAUACCACAAUGUAUAUACUUCCAGCAGCGGGCACGGCGGUUUGCGACUGGAUCACCAGAGGAGCCGAAAGGCAGCAAAAAUGACAAGAGGGAGGACGACAAGGCCGGGCCCAGUGAGCCUGCAAAGGCGGAAGAUUCAGGAGAGUCGGGGGAGCAGAUCAAGAUGAGCAAAUUGACAAAAGAGGAGGAAGAGCAACUGGACAAAAUAGUGGCUUUUGUUUCCAUGGGCGUACCAAAGUCGCAGAAACAGAAUGUCAAGGAGGCAAUGGAUGAAAUCAAGCGGACGGGGAUACCAGCGGAGCUUCGGGAAGAGAUGGAUAAAUUGGAGAGAGGCGAGAAGCUGGACUUGGCUACAGCGGCAAAGAUAUCACGGUUAACCACAAAAAUGGCACGCAAGGCAGCCGACCAACACGUCUACGAGGACAAAGCUACCAAGGACGAUGCGGCCAAGGAGCCACAGCAAAAGGCGGGCGCACACGAUCCAGGCCCAGGAAAAGGCCCCAAGGGUAGCGCUGGCGGUGCUGGAGGCCCUGGCGGCAUGGACACCAACACAAUGAUCAUCAGCGCCUUCCUCGCAUACAUCACCUACAGGGCAAUCUACCCAGGCGAGAACUCAAAGGAAAUCACAUGGCAGGAAUUCCGCACAACUUUCUUGGACAAGGGACUGGUUGAGAAGAUUGUCAUCCUCAAUGGCAACAAGGCCAAGGUGCACCUGCACCGCGAGGCCGUCGCAUCCAUGUAUCCCGACUCUCCCGCCAUCAACCAGGGCUUUUACUACUACUUCACCAUUGGCUCUGUCGAGGCUUUUGAACGUAAGAUGGACGAGGCACAGUAUGAGUUGGGCAUCCCUAGCUCAGAGCGGAUACCUGUUGCAUACUCGAGCGAAAUCUCCUGGUUUGGUACCUUCCUGUCAUUCGGCCCUACUAUACUCCUUCUUGGUGCUCUCUUCUACUUCACCAGACGUGCUGGAGGCGGUGCAGGUGGCGGUGGCGGUGUCUUCGGCAUGGGCAAGAGUCGCGCAAAGAAGUUCAACCACGAGACAGAUGUCAAGGUCAAAUUCUCCGACGUCGCUGGUAUGGACGAGGCCAAGCAAGAGAUUAUGGAAUUUGUCUCCUUCCUCAAGGAUCCCAGUCGAUUCCAGAAACUCGGUGCAAAGAUACCCCGCGGCGCUAUUCUGUCUGGCUCACCCGGUACUGGUAAAACACUGCUUGCGAAGGCUACCGCCGGAGAGUCGGGCGUACCAUUCUUCAGCGUUAGUGGUUCCGAGUUCGUGGAGAUGUUCGUUGGUGUUGGUGCCUCACGAGUUCGAGACUUAUUCGCCAAUGCCCGCAAGAGCACGCCAUGUAUCAUCUUCAUUGAUGAAAUCGACGCCAUCGGCCGUGCUCGUUCAAAGCAGAACUUUGGUGGUGGCAAUGAUGAGCGCGAGGCUACCCUCAACCAAAUAUUGACAGAGAUGGACGGUUUCAACACUACUGAGCAAGUAGUAGUACUCGCAGGUACCAACCGACCGGACGUUUUGGACAAAGCCCUCAUGCGACCUGGUCGGUUCGACAGGCACAUCAACAUUGACAAGCCUACUAUGGAUGGUCGAGGACAGAUUUUCGGUGUGCAUCUGAAGAAGAUCAUCACAAACGAGGACCUGGAGUUCCUGAAGGGUAGGCUCGCGGCUUUGACGCCAGGCUUCUCUGGUGCCGACAUUGCCAACUGUGUGAAUGAAGCUGCUUUGAUUGCUGCCCGCGCUAACGCUGAUACCGUGGCCAUGGUGCACUUCGAACAAGCCAUUGAGCGUGUCAUCGGUGGUCUCGAGAAAAAGUCACUGGUCCUCAAGCCCGAAGAGAAGAAGACGGUUGCCUACCAUGAAGCUGGCCACGCCAUCUGUGGAUGGUACUUCAAGUGGGCAGACCCCCUCCUCAAGGUUUCCAUCAUCCCUCGCGGUCAAGGUGCACUCGGAUAUGCUCAAUACCUCCCCAACGGCGAUACCUACCUUAUGAACGUAAACCAGCUCAUGGACCGCAUGGCAAUGACACUUGGUGGACGUGUUUCCGAGGAACUGCACUUCGAGACGGUAACCUCUGGUGCGUCAGACGACUUCCGCAAAGUGACGGCAAUGGCGACUGCCAUGGUCAGUAAGUGGGGCAUGAGCAAGAAGAUCGGCUACAUCUACUUCGAGGACGGUGAGGGCCAACAACUCACCAAGCCCUUCUCCGAAGACACAGCAAAGAACAUCGACAUGGAGGUCAAGCGCAUUGUCGACGAGGCAUACAAGCAAUGCAAAGACUUGCUUACAGAGAAGAAGCAUGAGGUCGGUCUCGUUGCUGAGGAGCUACUGAGGAAGGAAAUGUUGGGUCGGGAAGAUAUGAUCAGACUACUUGGACCCAGGCCAUUCGAGGAUAGCCAAGACUUCCACAAGUACUUUUCAGGCGAAUAUGGCAAGGCACCUGGCUACAUCGAGCCGAAGGGGAAUGACGGGGUCAAGGGACCCCUGGUUCCACCCAGCCCAGCGACUUUCAAGGACUUGGAUGCAGGACGGUGAUACCUGUAGAGGUUUAUUUUGUCAUGCAUAACAUGAGCUGGACAGUCGGGCAUGAUGGGGGGGUUUCAUUCCACUCUACCGGUAGAGAUGCAUGCGCAACUUGACUUGUAGCAUAGAAGCGCAUUCUGUACAAUAUUGUCCAUCUGGCGCUCAAGCGACUAGAGGAAAGAUAUUCAUUGUAAA